CAUUUCCUGUGACGGAUCGACACUCCCUUUCUUUCUUGGUUCGACGAAUCCUUUUGCCCAGCAUCUACGACUGUCGCAGUACCUUAAAAGGGUGUGGCGCAUAAUCUCUGAUAUCAGGAGGAUCAAACAACAAGGGUGUCUCUCCCAUCAACCAAUUAAUAAAAAUGUCAAACACAGCCAUCGCAUCAUGCGUCGCGGGAGCCGCCUUUCUUUACCUUUACCAUGUAAACCGCGCAAUGAUACAGGUCCCUGAGGAGGUGCGCCGUCUUUCUCCUCAUCGCUGGACGGUCGAGGAAAUCAAGGCGGCGUAUGAGAAGGCCGCGGAUUCUCCUGCCGACAUGGCCGGCAGUCUCCCGCCCAAACAAAGCCGGCGUUAUAUCGUCACUGGCGGUUCUGGCCUUGUGGGGAACUGGAUCGUGACGCAUCUUCUUACUCGCGGGGAAGACCCCGCUGCCAUCCGAAUUCUGGAUCUCCAGGCGCCGAGUGAUCGCAUCCUCAAUCAGGGCGUAGCAUAUAUCAAAACCAACAUUGUCGACGAGGAAUCCGUGCAGAACGCCUUUUCCGCACCAUGGCCGCAGGCCGUCGCCCAACAGCCAUUGUCCGUCUUCCACUGCGCCGCGGCGAUCAGGCCCGCAGAGCGAUACCGGUGCUUCCUCCCCUUAUGUCGCAACGUCAAUGUCCACGGCUCGGUCAACGUGCUCAACUCCGCAAAGAAGUACGGCGCCAGCUGCAUGGUGGCCACAUCGUCAGGCUCAGUCGGCGUCCACCGCUCAUCGUUCUGGAUCGCUCCCUGGAGCAGCACCCCUCGAAACCUAGCCCAAGUCGUCAGCGACUCGACCCCACUACCCAAAUCACACGACGAGUUCUUCGGCAACUACGCCGUCGCCAAAGCCGAAGCAGAGGGCAUCAUCCGCGACGCCGACUCCCUCGACUCCAACUUCCGCACCGGCUGCAUUCGCCCCACAAACGGCAUCUACGGCAUCGGCGGCGACACCAGCGCAACCGUCACAGGCCAGUACCUCCGCAGCGGCGGCAGCCCCAGCUGGACCUACGACGUAGUGCACAGCUUCGUCAAUGCGGAGAACGUCUCCAUCGCGCACCUGCUCUACGAGCAGCGCCUCAUCGAGCACACCGCUAACCCAACCACUCUGCCCAACAUCGGCGGCCAGGCCUUCGUCAUCACCGACCCCAACCCCCCCGUCAACUUCGGCGACGUCUACCGCCUCCUCUCCACCCUCUCCAAGUCCCCCGUGAACUUCCCGCGCGUCGCCCCCGUGCCAUUCCUUCUCCUCUCCCACGUCCUCGAGUGCUACGCUGUCCUCCAACACAAGUACCUUCCCUGGCUGCUUCCCCGGAUCACGGGCGAUAUGGCCCAGCUGCAGCCUGGGCUGUUUUGCAUCUCCAGUGUGCACACUGUCGGCGACGACUCCCGCGCUCGCAAGUCCCCUGCCCAGGGCGGGCUGGGCUAUUCGACGCCCCUUACUACGCUGGACGGCAUGGCUAAGCAGCUGGAGGAGUGGAACCGGGACUUGGAGCCCAAGGAUGCCGCUGCUAUUGAAGAGAAGGACUACGUGAAUGUUAGCUCGGAUGGAGUGGAGGUUAACCUCGCUGCUCCUUCUAGGAAGCUGUGAGCCGCAUCCUGAUGAAUUUUGCGGUUAGACUAGUCGUCUGGUGAAUAUGGUGUUCCGCGAGUUGUAUAGAUCAUAUCAGUAUAUACUCUGCUUAUCAUGCAAGUAAUACAGCCACAACAGCAUCCAGUGAGAAAUGCAAAACUUUUCAACCAACACUCUAUUUAUGCCGCUAUGUGCUGGUCAGUAUGAUGCACUGUCAAAGCUACGUCGCGAGUCUCUUGUUCAUGCACACGGUAGG
Molecule: messenger RNA, 1869 nt
Organism: Aspergillus candidus
Lineage: Eukaryota; Fungi; Ascomycota; Eurotiomycetes; Eurotiales; Aspergillaceae
Product: putative 3-beta hydroxysteroid dehydrogenase/isomerase family protein
Exons: 3
Coding region: 165-1631 (488 amino acids)
Biological process (GO): steroid biosynthetic process
Molecular function (GO): 3-beta-hydroxy-Delta5-steroid dehydrogenase (NAD+) activity
Source: RefSeq, a predicted model, not a curated record